AUGAGUGGGCGAGGGAGGCAUUGGCUAUGGCGAAAUAGAAUUUUUCUGUGCUUUGAUUGGUUUAACGUUUAUCAAUAAAUUGCAUGCCGUCAACAACCGGAACUCCUAAAUUUAGGGGUUCAGGUUGUCGAUUUCCCCUGAGCCAAUGCCUUCGUCGCCCGCGCACAGGUAUUGCUCUGGGUACGAGAUUGAUUUUACUCUGUCUAGCACUAAAUUGCCUAAGCACCGCUGCCAGAUUUUAGUUUAAACAAGGGGAACGUGUUCCAACUAAAUUGAUUAACUUAACUUUAUUUAAGGGUGUUACUGAAAGGAAAGAUCUCAAAAGAAAAGUGCAGGAGCCAAAUGCAGAGAAAACAAAUGGCAAGGAUGAAGUAAACAAACAGGUAACUGUACCUUUACUGUAUGUAUUUAAUGCAUGUUAUGCAUGCAAUAUUAUGUAUAGGCAAGACUUAUGUUUGUGAUGUUACUCUGAGUGUAUAUCCACACCGGGCGAGUUUGAAAAAUAUGCCCGGCCACGGUGGGAAUCGAACCUACGACCUUUGGUUCGAUUCCCACCGUGGCUGGGCAUAUUUUUCAAGCUCGCCCGGUGUGGAUAUACACUCAGACAUCACAAACAUAUUAUUCACCUGAGUACACAACACCAACACAGAAAAAAAGGACUAUGCAUCUUAUUUAAAGUUGUCAAAAGCGUGAGCAUGUGAGCUGACAGAUGUGCGAACAAGGUUGGGUUUACAGUAUUUCUUUCUGAAAAUACUGCAAGUGGGGCAAGCACUGGACUCACAUAAUAUUUACAGAAUUACAGUAUGUGAGCAACUCAUAUUGACUUCGGUAGCACACUGUCCAUUAUUUACAUGCACUGUACAUGACCCACAUUUCAAAUCCAGUCUUAAUAUUGGUAAUAACACUGGGAGCAAUUAGUUAACUCAUUAACGCCCAAGCUGUUACAAUGUUUCUACCCCCCUAACGUGCAAGCAAUAUGGCGAAUACGUGACUGAAUUCAAGAGCUUUCACCAAAAUGGCAAUAUCUCAGAAACAGUUGCAUGAAAAAAUCUGGUCUUUUCAACCAAAUAUUAUUAAUAUAUGAUUGACCAAAUUUAGUUUAAAUGAACUUGCAUACCUAUAUAUAUAUCAUUAGUUUUUUCAAUGAGAAUUUUUAUUUGUAAACCAGUGACACUAUUUUUAUAUAAAAAACAAAAAAAAAAUUAUUUACUAAAUUAGUACAUAUCUAUAUUAUAACCAGUUUUCAUCUAUUGGGAUAUGAAUUAGAAAAUGAUCAAAAAUUAUAAAAAAUACUCCUUUGCUUUUUUGGGCAAGAUGUUUACAACAUGAAAUUUAGAACAGUAACUAAGUGUUAAAAUUGAACAAAGUGUGCAAGCCAAAACACAGUGCUUGUACAUCUUUGGAGUUUUUAAUUACCUCAAAUAUAUUUAAAAGGACAUACGGUACUAGAAUCUAUUUGUUUUCAAUAUAAACCAAGGAUGGGAAGGUGAGAAAAUAGAAAUUUUCUGAGGUGUUUUUAACACAGACAAUGACAGCCGACAUUUUCAAAGGCAAAUUGCGGUGACAAAACCAAAAGUUAUUCACUUCUCUACUCAAAGCACUGAAAAACACCAUAAAGAGAAAAACAUUUUAAACAUACAUCAGGUAAGCCUUUUAGCUCAAUUUUCUCAUGUUUCUGUUUGGAAAGAAACGGUUUUUAGCCAAAAUUAUUUUGCGCGCCAAUGUAGGCUGCUAUAAAAUGUCAGACACGCGUUCUCUUUUGAAGUCUGGCUCUGAAAAACAAUCACUUUUUUUUAGUUUGAAAUAAGCUUUCAUUAGGACUAAUUGUGUAGAAAUGUUAUCUGUAUGCUCAAAUGAAAAAGAUAACCUAAUAGUCAGGUAUUCAACAUAGCUAUAAAAGGGUGAAAUAAGGACUUUCAUCUUUGGUUGUUUGUCAGACAUGAGAGACCACAUUAGUGCCAUUUUGUCGCGCGUGCUAUUUUAUAAAAUAAACACCUCAAAACCAUAAACUUUUAGUUCAGAAAAUUACAAAGUUUCCCAUAGACAUUAUUAAAAAUGUUCUAGUGAAACGAUUUCAUGAUAAAUAAGUGAGCAAUGGGCCCGAAAGGACGGCUAAAUGAUGUUUUUGGUGGGACUUCAGUUUCAUGGCUUCCCGCAAAGGAAGCCAUUUCAGAGAGAAGCGACAACAACGGCAAACCGUCGCGACCAAAUUUUGAUAACUUUUCCUUCUGAUUCAACAUGUAGUUACUAGAAAAUGAGGUUGGAUCAACAUUACUAUCUGCCUUAUCGAUUUAAAGUUUUAUGGGGAUAUAAAACCCAAUACAAAAAGCAUUUUAAAAGCAUUAGAACUCAAGUGCGGACUUUUUGAGAAUUCACACGCGGCAAGCAAGCGCAUUAAUUCAAUACACUUAUUUCAAACCACAAUAUGUCUGAAACGAGUUGUCAUUUUAAGACUAAAUUGAUGAAAAUAGAUAUAACAGUGAUUUUGGAGUACCCUACUUACUUAGUGUAAUUUAAUACUCGAAGUAUUCUUGCCAAAUAGGGCACGUACACACACAGUAAUUUAAUCUGGUGUCGUUUGAAACAUACUUUAGCUAAAAUAACAACUUGAACAAGAAGACCAACAAUGGGGUUACGAAAACAGUCGAAAUUGUGCCCAAAUUUGCAUAAACAGUUCGUCUAAAAAGAUAACUUUAAACUAGAUUCAACCAACAUUAAUGCAGUCGAAUUUUGUGAGUAUUUGAUCGCAUAUUUCUACUCAAAAAUACCCUUUAAAAAAUCGUAUCUGCUCACUUGUGUUCCGUGUUCAUCUUUCUUGUGAUUUCUGACUUCUAUUUUUAAUAAAGUUUGGAGAAAUCCUCAUCUUUUUGGCUGAAAAUCUCGCGCAUGGUUCACAGAAAAACUUGGCCCCAAAACGUCAAUACAUUCGCUUUCCUUUCAUGCCAAAUUUUCAUUGUAGUUGAUUCAGAAACCUCUUCUUUUCUUGCUUUUAAAACUUGCUGUAAAAUCUUUCUUUGUAACAGAAUCGCCAUUAUUCAUUAUUUUUGGAAAACUAAGAUUUUAAACUUGAAAAACUUUGCAAGUUUCUGACCGAUUUUCUUGCAUGAUACACCGUUGAAAAGCUCGAAUUUCACGUUCUAUUUUCGUAUCCGUUGCUAGGCAACCCGAUAAACACGUGCUCAAAUAUCAUGCCCGCAAGUUAAGGUGUCAUGCCAGGGCGCAUUCGGGCGCAUUGUCCGUUACCCACUUGUCAAUCUCAGGGCGCAUAUGGGCGCAUUGGGCGUUAAUGAGUUAAUUGAUAGUCGAAAAUUUGGGGUAAAUUUUCUCUCCAAAGGAAUGCCUGUGUAUUGACAAGCACGAUUAUCAGUUGUAAAGUUCAUAUACGUUAUGAACAUUUGCUUUUUGGAUAACAGUUAUAAGGGCAGAACAAAAGGUCGUGCGUAAGAAUGAAGCUGGCAUAAAGGCCCAUUUACACGAUACAAUUAGUUGUAUACGACUGUCAUUCUGACGAAUGAAAACGAGUGCGAAUGCCACGUUUAUAUUGCUCAUUCGCUGAUGGCGAAAUUUGAAAUGUGACGUUUGUACGCAUGUUUAUUCGAUCACAUUACGCCAGAGUAGGAAUCGUAUACAACUAAUCGUACCGUGUAAACGGGCCUUAACAGAUCCUCGUAACAUGCAAUUAGGGACAGUAAACCAAGAGACUGCUACAUCAUUGAUGACUAUCAAAUUACUAAAAUCUUCAUGCACUUAUACUGUACUCCCUUUUCCCAGAUUGAUGUGAUUGUGUAACGUUCUUAAGCAUGCAAAGAUUGAUUAAGAUGUAAUUUCAUUUUAUACAGGGUCUUAGCUAGAGGGCCAUGUUGGCCGUGUUAUCACGGGCAAAAAUGGAAAAACACAGCUAGAUAUAAUGAACGCGGCUUCAUUAUUUGUAUAAGGCCGGGUAGGUUCAAAAAAUGAGGUGUUACGGACAUAAUUUCUUCCUAUAUAUAUGUCGUAAAAAAGUUUGUAAAAUCUACUGUAGUUGUUGAAAUUGGCAAAACUUAUCCGUGAUGUUUUAAUGUUUGGACGAUGGAUAUGGUGUUACUGUAAAAUGGUUUUAAAUACCCCAAGAGUUGCUGAUUGAAAGAACUUAAUUCUUUAAUGUCAGUGCGAAAUAUGAGCGUAUGCUCGCCUUGUAUUUGGUUCCAAAGCAUAGAACAACCACAGGCAUUGUCUGUUGGCUAGGUAUAACUAGAACCGUGAAUUUGGCUAUUCAAAGUACCGGUUAUUGACAUGUGUAUGGUGGCCCAGCAGCGCCAUAGCAUUUUCCUAUAUUUUUAUUUAAUUAAUUUUGAUUUUAAAUACAUUUUUAAAUAAAAUUACAAUACACACUAGCAAAGUAAAAACAUAUUAAGAUUAAAUUUAAAAUAAAAAAGAAACAAAAUAAAAACAAAUUAAAACUAAAACUGAAUAAAAAUAAAAUGAAAAUUCCACAUGGCCCAUGAGCGCCAUAGACCAGAAUUAAAAGCCUUUUGAGUUUUCACUAUCUUUCAAAAUUCAUGCUGACAUUGUGCCUGCUUGUAGGCUAUGUCAGGGGGGGGGGUGCAUAUCAGCAUGAUUGUUUUGUCCAACAUGGCGACAGGUCGAACAAGAAAUUCAACGUGGACUGAUGAUACGAGAUUGAAGGAAGAACUUCAGAAGUAUGUAAAGCAGGGAUUAAAGCGAAGCGAAAUUUUAAGUUUCGUUGAACGAGAUUUUUCUGAAUACGCAUGGAGCAAGAGGACGUUAGACCGAAGACUACAGUAUUUUGAUAUAUAUCAAACAGAUUGCACUGUGUCUGUCGAGGACGUACGGGCUGCCGUUUCAAAAGAGUUGGAAGGGCCUGGUCAACUGGUUGGCUAUAGGGCAAUGUACCAUAAAAUAAGGCAGGGUCAUAAUCUUAAUGCUCCGCGUAAUUUGGUUCACGCAGUCAUGUACGAUCUCGAUCCCGAAGGACUUGAAUCACGGCAGCCAAUGAAAAGGCAAAGAAGAGAAAAAGGACAUUUUAUUACGAAGGGGACAGAUUGGGUUCAUUCAAUGGAUGGCCAUGACAAAAUGAUGGGCUAUCAAAAUAGUACUUUUCCUUUGGCAAUAUAUGGCUCUAUUGACACAGCCAGCAGGAAAAUACUUUGGUUAAAAAUUUGGACGUCAAAUUCCUGCCCAAAACGGAUUGGUUCAUGGUAUUUGGAGCAUCUACAUGAAACUCGUCAGAUUGCUUCGAUGAUCAGAGUUGACAAGGGUACUGAAACUGGCGUGAUGGCGACAAUGCACUCUUACUUACGGCAAAGCCAUGGAGAUAUGAAUGCUGAAGACACAGUGUUAUACGGCCCAUCUACUUCUAAUCAGGUAUUACCCCAAUACGUUAAUAGAGUUAAUAACAUGGUAGAACCAACUAACCAUAUAUAAAGGGGGCCAUUCUAUUUAAUGUACCCCAAUGGACGAAGUCGAUAAAAUUUGAACCCCCUAAAAAAAAAAUCAAAGUGCCAACACCCCCCCCCAGAAAUUAAGAAAUUUUUGCCUUACCCCUAAGAAAAAAUGCAAAGAUCAAAGGAUGCUGAUGCAUACUACCCCUCAAAAAAUGGCUUUUUCAAACGCCCUCAUAAAUUCUCGUCUAUGGGGGGGGGGGGGGAGGUGUACAUUAAAUGGAAUGGCCCAAAGUUGACUCCUGGGCCAACAGAGAUAUGCAUGCUGACAGGAUCACUAAGGCAAUUCACAGUUCAAACAUUAGUUUAAGAUAGGAAUAAGUAGUUUAUAAAGAGAGAUCAAAGCUAGAUCAUAAGUGGAAUUUACUGAAACAUUUCUGUCUUAAGACUUUUAUUGGUCGUUUCAAUAAAUCCCAUUUAUUACCUAGCUGUCAGAAGUAGUCCAUUUUUUUAAAAUUAAUCGAAUGCAACUACUGGCUCUCCCUUUAUAAUAUUAAACAGCCCCCAAAGCCCUUCCAACAACAACACACUUGUUUGUAAAUACUUGGACAUGUAUGCAUCCAGAGAUGGAGGAUGCAUGAUGUGUCGCCGAAUCAGAUUGCUCAAAUGCAUGAUCAUAAUGGAAGCAUUAUUGCUUGUGGAAACCAUUUACAUCUCAGUUCGUCAAAGUGUGCUCAACAUAACAAGUGAAUACUAAUUCUUUCUCAUAUAUCAACAGAUUGAACGAUGGUGGAGGGAGCUCCACGAGCGUCUUGAAAAGUUUUUUAAACAUCAAAUUAACUGGUUAAAAGAUCGAGGGCAUUAUGAUCCACAUAGUGAUCAAGACAGGUUAGUCUACAAUUAUUUUACGGAAGUAACAGAAGAUAAAUUAUUUUACGGAAGUAACAGAAGAUAAAAAAUUAAUAAGUACACACUGUUUACAACCAAACACAACUGCCUAGUUUUGGUUUCAAUAUUUUUCCCAACACUGAAUUGAUUUAAAACAUUUUAAACUAUUUAAUUAAACCUUUUUAACAUAUCAAGAAAUGUCCUCCUGUUAUUUUGUCUAUAAAUAUAGAGUCAUUAGUAUUAACAGGGGUUUGUCAAACUAUCUACCUGUCUUUCUGUUAACCCAUUUAUAUUGUUCGCUGUAUUGUUUCACAAGAAGUAAUUGACAUUAAUAUGGGUCUUGCCUUUCAAAGCUAUUGUGUUGGAUUUGGAUUGAAUGCUUCUAAAUCAUAACCAGAGUGCAACCAUUCCUUACUUACUAGGUGGUCAGAAAUAGUCAAGUGGCAUGUUCUGUCAUGUCUUCCGUCAUGCACAAGGAGUGGACUUAAUGCCCCCAAGAACUAAAGUGAUCAAAAUCUUAAUUUUCCAGAGCUUAAAUCCUUUGCAAAAAAAUAUUUGAUUAAUUCAAGAUUUAUCUAUGUGUCAUUUUUAUUUCAGAAUGCUUAUCGCAUUCUUAAUGAUUCCAGUACUGCAGAAACAGCUUGAUUCAUUUAAAGAUACAGUGUGGAAUUGUCACAGAAUCCGUACCCAAAAAGAAACACUUCUUCCCAAUGGGGUUCCGAAUCAUAUGUACGACUUUCCAGAAGAAUAUGGCUUAGAGAAAUGUGGUAAGGAGUAGAUAUGUAUGUUUAACCCAUUCAGCUGCAAUGUGGUCUACUUUUUUUUUACUUGUCUAACGCCAUACGAUUUUACUUGUCAAUGGGGAAACUCUGUUUUGCCACAAUGUGCAUCUUACAUUCUAACGCUUUUUUUAGGGUGGCCUGUAACAGAAGACCAGUUGAAAGAUGUAGCUGAGUUGUCAGGAGUUUUAGAGCUAGAUGAUGAUUUUAUACAAAGUGAAUCUCGGGAGAAAUGUGAAAGAAUUAUUCCUUUUCCUGGUGAUGUAGAACCUGACCAAUGUGCAGAUGCCUAUGUUUACCUCAAAGACAAUUUUUUAAAUAGCUGA
Messenger RNA from Paramuricea clavata, 7374 nucleotides. NCBI's taxonomy places the organism in Eukaryota, Metazoa, Cnidaria, Anthozoa, Malacalcyonacea, Plexauridae. The record is from the annotation of a GenBank genome assembly.